This is a messenger RNA of Stylophora pistillata, 1029 nucleotides long. RefSeq lists its product as uncharacterized. NCBI's taxonomy places the organism in Eukaryota, Metazoa, Cnidaria, Anthozoa, Scleractinia, Pocilloporidae. Gene Ontology annotation, cellular component: plasma membrane. Gene Ontology annotation, molecular function: G protein-coupled receptor activity; peptide binding. Gene Ontology annotation, biological process: cellular response to hormone stimulus; G protein-coupled receptor signaling pathway. The record is from RefSeq and is a predicted model, not a curated record.
AUGAAUUUCAGCUCGGUAAACUCGUUCAGCAUUGCUUUAUCCGUUAUAAUUUUCAUCUUGUUCACCUUUACUGUAUUCUUCGUCGCUUCAAUUAUAUGCUAUGCAUUCUACAAAGAUAAGAACCUACGAGUAUCUACAGCGGUGCCAGUCAUAAACCUUUGCUUCGCUGGUUUGUUUCUUGGAUUUGUUUCAGGAGUGUUCACGCUGGUAAUCGAUGUUAUACAGAUUAUCAAAGUUACUGAGCUUGGACACUGCGUGAAAGUUUUUACUGAAGAGUUUGCAAUCAGCGUUUACUUCCAGGCACUGUUUCUAAUAAGUUCAACAAGAUACAGUUUGGUGUUGUGUGGAAGAAAGCUCGCCCGAAUGACUGUUAAACAAACCACAUUAUGCAAUAGCAUUUCGUGGUUAAUUUCUGUUGCUUACGCGAGCCUUGUGACAUUUUUCCAGCAAGAACUUAGAGCAGAUGUGAACACAUAUUCUAGAGGGGUUGCCGCAGCACAAUUUGCAUUCCUCGGCUUUUUACAUUUCGGAACCUUGUGCAUCUAUGCUAACUUAGUAAUUUAUUUCCAUCAGAAGACGGACAUCUUACCACCCGAUUUUUACAGCUUAGACUCAAGCAGGAGACGAAUGGCAGAAAGGAAUAUUCGCGUAUCGGCCAAGAACAUUCAAAUGAUAGCUUUAAUUGUACUAACACUGUGUUCAUGUCAUCUGCCAUAUCUUGGAUGUAUUACGACUGCGAUGUUUACUGGGCAGCUGUCACACGAUGCUAAAGUAUGUGCUAUCGUUUUGAUGCAGUGCGGGAUUUUUGUUAACUUCGUUAUCUAUGGCUAUCUGAACAAGACUUUAAAACGAGUUAUUCGACCAAUGUUAUAUCGCUUGGUGGACAAAAUCACCCACAAGAGCAGAAGAAGAAAAAUCAACGAGCGACUACCGAUGAACAAUCUUUCUUACAGCAGGUUUAGUUUAAACAUUUCCAGCAAUGACACCUACGAGUUAACACGCAGUAGACUUGCAUUUUUCAACCGGUAA